AUGAACAGCCAAUCGUUCUCAAGAAGUUCAUCUGUGGAGAGCAUUAUUAUUUUGUUUCCUCAUCACAAUGAAGAGUCAAACCAAGAAGGGGAAAUGGCUAGAAUAAGCCGUCGUUCAAAUUAUUCAUUGUCUCCGUAUUUUACGGAGUCGUCUGAUGAGGAGGAGGAAAAUGAGGUGGAAAGAGACGAGCAUGCUCAGAACAUCCUGAGCCUCUCAAGACCCACUGAUCAAGGGCACAAUACCGAGCCACACUUGGAUAUUCUUCAUUGGGAAGCUAUUGAGGAAGAAAGAAACAGUAUCAUUGAAAAUUUGAACAUUCUUGAUGCACUAAUUUUUUUGAUAAGCCAUCUUCUUGAUGAAGAGCCUCUUAGUGAGGAAGAAAUCAAUGCUCAAGCAAACGAUGACGAUACCGACAACGACAACGACACAUAUUGA
Molecule: messenger RNA, 435 nt
Organism: Caenorhabditis remanei
Lineage: Eukaryota; Metazoa; Nematoda; Chromadorea; Rhabditida; Rhabditidae
Exons: 4
Coding region: 1-435 (144 amino acids)
Source: RefSeq, a predicted model, not a curated record